Messenger RNA from Mercurialis annua (annual mercury), 931 nucleotides. RefSeq lists its product as uncharacterized. NCBI's taxonomy places the organism in Eukaryota, Viridiplantae, Streptophyta, Magnoliopsida, Malpighiales, Euphorbiaceae. The record is from RefSeq and is a predicted model, not a curated record. Bases 169 to 801 code for a protein of 210 amino acids. The transcript has a single exon.
UGUUGAAAUUGGUACUUGUAUAUAGUCAAUAAAAGUUUAAGAUAGAGGCCAUCACAACUCCCUCUCCCUAAUCAUUUCACAAACUAUUAGUCUUUUUGGCACAAAUUUGAGAGAAAAUGUUUUUACAUAGAUAGGAUUCCGACUGCUAGAGUCUCGUAAAUGAAAUAAAUGAGGUGUAAGAAUCACCUUACCGACCUGAGCAGCAGUGUAGGGGUCUGUGCCUCGUGCCUCCGGGAACGCCUUCUUCCUCUAUCCGACGUCCAAUCACCACCGACGCUUGUAUUCGCCCGCUGCAAAUCUCACGAAAUCUCUCCGUCCGACCAUGGUCAUCAUAUUCCUCAGGUGAUCUGCUCUACUUCCAUUACACAUCAUAAUAGUGAUACUAAGCACCAUACCAGGUUCUCUCUUCUGUCAAAGUUGUUCAGGUCCAAGUCCGAUAAGUUCCAUUCAUCUACCACAAACAGAAAAUAUCAAGUAACUGAAUAUAUAUAUGACUCUUCAUCCCACAAACAUCGAGGAAUGUCUCCGGUCAGCGAGGCCAAUAUCGAUGGCCCUCCCAGUCGGAUGAUGACUCCAUCGCGAGUCAAUGCUGCAUAUAAAAGUAAAAAAGUGUCCGGGUUAGCGUUUUGCUUUAGCCCUCUGGUGAGGCUCAGCCCGAACACUAACAGCCAUUGGAAGCAGAAAGUGAAUUUGACCUCGGAAUUGGGGAAGUCUCGCCUGUCUACGGCGGCCUCAUUUUGUGGCAACCGCUCCAGGAAGCUUUACGAUUUGGGAAGACUCAAUCUCAAUCUCAACCGUUGACUGUGGACAUAGCAGAAUAUCUUGGUCUGUCUUUGUACAUUGUGAUUGUUAUUAGCACAAACAGACUACACAUAUAUACUUGAGUUUUCGUAUUUUAUAAAACAUAAUUUAUUUUGAUUAGAGCCUUUAA